AUGAAUCAAGAUUCAAAUACGAGCCUCUCACCCGUACCGCUACCCGUACAGGCCAACUGUUCACUUCGCCUCUGACGCCUCUCCUCCAAAUCCCAUCUAAUCGACCAGUUUGCACAGGCUCUUGGAACUGCAUCUGCAACGGUUCACCGCUCAUCACCUCCCUACCCUCAUCCUUUUGACAUUCGCAGCCGUCAUUAUUCCCAAACUUUGAUCAACAACAUGUGGAUUCUUCCGUUAUUGGGCUACGCUGGUGUCAUAUUCGGCUUUUCUUUCCUGACGCUAGCUAUCGGUAAUCAUCUCCGCCACCCGCGAUUCACGAUACCGCUAUCUGUACUGACCUUCACAUCAGCUUCCGGGCUCUACUAUCUCUCGGAGCUGGUGGAGGAACAUACUGUCAUCUCGCAAAAGCUAUUAAUACGGCUUAUUCAAGUUAUAAUAGCGGCUCAUAUUCUAUUGAUUAUAUUCGAUGGAUUCCCCAUAAUGUUGACGCUCUUUUCUGCAUCCAGUCAUGGCGUGUACCUGAUGAACGUUACGAGGACAUUCCCGAUGGGUAUGUAUAGUACCGGUAAUCACGUACUCGUGAGUGGCUAUUGGAAUCUAACUACUUUUCUUGCUCGCAGUCAAACUUACGGAUGGUGUCUUCAUUCUGUCUUGCUGUAUUAACCCCUGUUUAUCCCGGGUCUGCCCUACAACUAACAGCUCAUAGGUCUUGUGGUUGGAAACCAUUUCCUUUGGUUCAAUCAUUUCUCUAACCCGGUACUACCAUCCGAUCAUCCCUUUAAUCAACACCCAAACGGUCCGAGCAGAAAUCUUUACGACUACUCAUCGUCGGUCGACCCCAGUUUCCCCAGCCGUUUCCCCACGUUCACCGAGAUUAGUGCUUUCUUUGGUAUCUGCGUGUGGCUUGUGCCCUUCUCUCUGUUUGUGUCCUUGAGUGCUGGAGAGAAUGUACUGCCUAGCACUUCUGCUACGAUGGGCAGUAGUUCAGCUAGUAAGAAGAAGGGGUCAGGGAAAGGGAUGGCGAAAAUGGUUUUCGGGGGAGCAAAGGAAUGGCUGGGGAGCACCGGGGAAGUAUUGGGUAUUAUGAGCCCUGAAGGCAGGGGACAUGCGAGGUUUGAGUGAUCAGUUGGAGGAAGGAUGUAAAACUUGGAUGUGUAAUUCGACCUGGGCCCGGAGUUACUAGGAGCGUUGCGUUUUUUUUCCCCACAGGUUGUGUGGUGAUUUAUCCACUUUGUUUGGCCGCAUAAUAUGUGAGGAGUGGAGUUGCUUAGAAAUUUGUUUAUAUAUGGCAAGGCGUACAUUUGGAUUGGGGAACGGAGAGGGGGAACACUGGGUUGAGAUUUUGGGGCCGGAGCAUAUCCGAGCUACUACUUGUGAAUCGUAAAGAGCCCGAGUCCCAGGCCGGAUGCCUGAGAUUUUUUGGGGAAUCCCCUCAUUAAAUCGGCUGCUGGCUUCGCCGGUCCCUGUCACCACCGAUAUUAUCGGUCGGAUUUUCUGUAAGAGGAU
Molecule: messenger RNA, 1506 nt
Organism: Tuber aestivum (summer truffle)
Lineage: Eukaryota; Fungi; Ascomycota; Pezizomycetes; Pezizales; Tuberaceae
Source: the annotation of a GenBank genome assembly